Molecule: messenger RNA, 924 nt
Organism: Callorhinus ursinus (northern fur seal)
Lineage: Eukaryota; Metazoa; Chordata; Mammalia; Carnivora; Otariidae
Gene: C1QTNF12
Product: C1q and TNF related 12
Biological process (GO): negative regulation of gluconeogenesis; positive regulation of insulin receptor signaling pathway; positive regulation of D-glucose import across plasma membrane
Molecular function (GO): hormone activity
Source: RefSeq, a predicted model, not a curated record
AUGCGCUGGGCUUGGGCCGCCGCCACGGUCCUCUGGCUGCAGGUCAUGCUCCUUGGGGGCAUCGGGGCGCGGCGGGAGCCCAAGAGGCCACGGCAGCCCAGCCAGCGCACAGAGCCCCCCACGGCCACCGCGUCCAACAGCGAGGGGCUGCUCCGCUCCCCCAAGCCACCUGAGGUCCUGGGGUCUGAGUUCUCAGACGCCCACAUGACAUGGCUGAACUUCGUCCGGCGGCCAGAUGAGGGGGCCUCGAAGACACGGUGCCGGGGCCGGGACAAGAAGUCGCGAGGCCUCUCUGGCCCUCCCGGGCCCCCCGGACCCCCCGGGCCCCCCGGACCCCCCGGUGCUACAGUCACCCAGGAGGCCCUGCUGCGAGAGUUUCAGGAGAUGCUGAAAGAGGCCACCGAGCGCCGGUUCUUGGGGCUGCUGGGCCCAUUGCUGCCUGAGGGGACAGGGGGGCGGCUGGUGGCCGAGGCUUUCCACUGUGCACUGAAGGGCCCCAUGGUGGUGGACGAGAAGACGCUGGUGGAGCUGCAUGGCUUCCAGGCUCCCACGGCCCAGGGCGCCUUCCUGCGGGGGUCUGGCUUGAGCCUGGCCUCGGGCCGGUUCACAGCCCCAGUGACGGCCAUCUUCCAGUUUUCCGCCAGCCUGCAUGUGGACCACAGGGAGCUGCAGGGCAGGGCGCGGCCGCGGGCUAGGGACACAGUGCGGGUGCUCGUCUGCAUUGAGUCCCUGUGUCAUCGACACACGUCCCUGGAGGCCAUCUCAGGCCUGGAGAGCCGGGGCAGGGUCUUCACCGUGCAUGUGGAGGGGCUGCUGCAAUUGCAGGCUGGACAGUAUGCCUCCGUCUUUGUGGACAACGGCUCCGGGACAACCCUCACCAUCCAGAGUGGCUCCAGCUUCUCCGGCCUGCUCCUGGGCACGUGA